Messenger RNA from Chaetomium strumarium, 1494 nucleotides. RefSeq lists its product as uncharacterized. The transcript is spliced from 2 exons. Gene Ontology annotation, molecular function: oxidoreductase activity, acting on the CH-OH group of donors, NAD or NADP as acceptor. The record is from RefSeq and is a predicted model, not a curated record. Lineage: Eukaryota; Fungi; Ascomycota; Sordariomycetes; Sordariales; Chaetomiaceae. Bases 249 to 1340 code for a protein of 363 amino acids.
AAGCGAAGCAACAAGGAGUUGUCUCACAUCGCCGUCUGUAAACGUUUGCAUAAACAGUUUUCCUUCCUUAACUUGCCCUCUGUUCUUCCAGCAGUGUAUUCUUCAUAGCGCCGCUGGAGCAAUUGUCUUCUAUCAACUCUAAUUCUUCACCUAGUGCAGGUAUUGUGCUUGUACAUAUAUGCCUACCUGAAUUUCGCGUCCCUAGCGUAUCUGACGAGCUUCGUGACAUCGGACCAACGACAGACACAAUGCCGCCGCCAUAUCCCACGCCACCACAACGCGAUUCCUGGUUCGCCCCUCUCUCGAUUGACCUCAUCGUCAAGGUCUUCAAGACCACCUUCUUUCACCCCUUUGUAGCAUGGAUCAUUCCGCUCUGCUUCCGCGCCCAGAACAUGUUCUGGGAUGCGCCGCCAAUGCUCGUCUCUAUCGGCUGGGCAUCGUUCAUCACACUAUGUUGGAUAUUUGGGGUGAUCAACGACAGGCUGGCAUUCGGUCUUCCGCGCGAGGUCGACCUCAGCGAGGAGGUGAUCGUCAUCACGGGCGGCGCCAGCGGGCUGGGCCUGCUGAUCGCCGAGGUAUACGGGAUGCGCGGCGCCACCGUUGCCGUGCUGGACGUGGAGGAGAUGGAGAAUGGCGAGGCACGGGGUGUCACAUACUACAAGUGCGACGUGACAGAUAAGGAUCAGGUCGCGCGGGUGGCGGCUGAGAUUGAGAGAGAUCUUGGCACCCCGACGGUACUGAUCAACAACGCGGCGAUCGUCAUCGGCAAGCCUCUCCUCUCGCUCACAUUCCCGGAGAUCGAAAAGUCCAUAUCCACCAACCUCCUCAGCCACUUCUACACCCUCAAGACCUUCCUGCCCGCUAUGGCGCGCAGCGAGGUCGGCGGUACCAUCGUGACUGUGUCCUCGGUGAUCGGUACGGUCGGCGCCGCCCAGCUGACUGACUACGCCGCGGCGAAGGCAGGCAUCUCGGCGCUGCACCGGUCGCUCGCCGCCGAGCUGCGGCAGUCGCACCCUCAGAUCCGCACCGUGCUGGUCACGCCCGGCCAGUUGAGCACCCCGCUCUUCUAUGGCGUACAGACACCCAACUCCUUCCUCGCGCCCGUAGUUGAGCCGGUCGACGUGGCGAAGGAGGUGAUCGCUGCGAUCGACGCUGGGAGGAACGCGGCGAUUGGAAUGCCGCUUUAUGCGAGGUGGAUUGACUGGUUGAAUGUGCUUCCGCUUGGGCUUCAGGCGGUGGCUAGGAGGCUGUCAGGCGUGGAUACCGCCAUGAAGACAUUCGUGGGGAGGAAGGGUGCGAAGAAAGAGGGGAAGGGCCGCGUGCUGAUACAGGGAUUCUGAGGGGAUUGUAUGAGGUGUUGGCGCCGGCGCCGGCGCGGGACUGAACUGGACUUGACUUGACACUGUAUAAGAGAUGUAGCUGUAUUGAGACGGAGCAUGUACGAAGACUGAGGAAUAGCGGACGUUUAACGUGGAAACGUCCUCGUGAACUAGC